AGUGACCUUCAGUGCCCACUGGAUUCCAAAGCUCAAUUCUCUGUGCAAUGAUUCCAACUCCAGGGAUCAGUGUCUGAAGUGAAGCUACAGAUUGUCUGGUGGAUAAAUAAUCCAAGAAGGAAAGGGGGAUGUUAUGACUUUUUGAGAGAAGGCUAACAUGUCAUCCUUGACAGAUAAACUUUAAAAAAUAAUAAUAAUGGAAACGAAGAAAGAAAACAACAGAAGAUGAGAAUAGCAAAAGAGCUAGAAAUUUCCGACAGGGUCUCAAGAGCAUGCUCAAGUCAUUCACGUUUCCAUCAAAUACAGACACAGAUCAGGGAAGGUUAAACCCUACUAAUUUCUCGUCGGAUGCUUCAGAACAAGGUGCCUUCCAAGAACUAAUGGCCAAAAUAUCCACCCACAACACAAAUAAGCUUAGAAAAUCUCUUCUUACAAUCCUGACACAAUGGAAGUUUCCCUAAACCACCCAGCAUCUAAUACAACCAGCACAAAGAACAACAACUCGGCAUUUUUUUACUUUGAGUCCUGUCAACCCCCUUCUCCAGCUUUACUCCUAUUAUUCAUAGCCUAUACUGUGGUCUUAAUUGUGGGCCUUUUUGGAAACCUCUCUCUCAUCAUCAUCAUCUUUAAGAAGCAGAGAAAAGCUCAGAAUUUCACCAGCAUACUGAUUGUCAAUCUCUCCCUCUCUGAUACCUUGGUGUGUGUCAUGUGCAUCCGUUUUACUAUCAUCUACACUCUGAUGGACCACUGGAUAUUUGGGGAUACCAUGUGCAGACUCACAUCCUAUGUGCAGAGUGUCUCAAUCUCUGUGUCCAUAUUCUCACUUGUAUUCAUUGCUGUCGAAAGAUAUCAGCUAAUUGUGAACCCCCGUGGCUGGAAGCCCAGUGUGACUCAUGCCUACUGGAGCAUCACACUGAUUUGGCUGUUUUCCCUUCUGCUGUCUGUUCCCUUCUUCCUGUCCUACCACCUCACUGAUGAGCCCUUCCACAACCUCUCUCUCCCCACUGACCUCUACACCCACCAGGUGGCCUGUGUGGAGAACUGGCCCUCCAAAAAGGACCGGCUGCUCUUCACCACCUCCCUUUUUCUGCUGCAGUAUUUUGUUCCUCUAGGCUUCAUCCUCAUCGGCUACUUGAAGAUUGUUAUCUGCCUCCACAGGAGAAAUGCGAAGGUAGAUAAGAAGAAGGAAAAUGAGGGCCGGCUCAAUGAGAACAAGAGGAUCAACACAAUGUUGAUUUCCAUCGUGGUGACCUUUGGAGCCUGCUGGCUGCCCCGAAUAUCUUCAAUGUCAUCUUUGACUGGUAUCAUGAGGUGCUGAUGAGCUGCCACCACGACCUGGUAUUUGUAGUUUGCCACUUGGUUGCUAUGGUUUCCACAUGUAUAAACCCUCUCUUUUAUGGCUUUCUCAACAAAAAUUUCCAAAAGGACCUGGUAGUGCUUAUUCACCACUGCUGGUGCUUCACACCUCGGGAAAGACAUGAAAAUAUUGCCAUCUCCACUAUGCACAGAGACUCCAAGAGGUCUUUAAGAUUGGCUCGUAUAGCAACAGGUAUAUGACAAUUGAUAAUGCUGAAGCUCUUCUUGAACGGGAGCUGGACAGGUAAUGGUGGGAAUAGCGCAAGAUGCAGAAAGAAGAAACCAGAACCAAAAAUAGCAACUUUAUACCCACUUUUCCUUUAGGCUAAGACUGCCUGUCUCAUAUGUCUAUCCAACACACCCUCCAACAUACACGAACACACAUACCACCCCUUUUCUCUUAAGAAAAUAACUCUAAUAAUUCAAACAACCUGGCCGCCAUCAUUUGUGGCAAAGAAUGAGAAUGAGAAAGCAGAGAGAGAGGCAAACAGCAGUGAUGGCUGGGGAACAAUGUUCACAGAUACUUUUAUUCAAUGGAAUAUCUACAAAAGUUAUGACUAAUGAUAUGCCUAGUAAAAACACUGCUAUACCUCCUUAGCACUGAAGCAAGUCUAUUCUCAGAUAUGAAAACUGUAACUUUCAAUCAUAUAACUAUUCAAUUAAUUAGCCAAGUCAGAAAAUCCCCCCUUAUAAUUCAUUAAUUAAUUAACAAACUAAGUUUGGACUAAAGUUGAAGGGCUGGUUUUAACUUAACAUUUAAACGAAGUGUUGUAAUUACAAUUAAUUCCCAUGCUUGAAUCAUAUCUCCAGUUUAUGAUAACAGUACAUUUUAUUCACUAAAAAUGCUAUUAGAACUGGCCACAAAUUCUUUAGCAUAGCAGUUAUGCUAGAAAUUGCUUUAACAAACUUAUUAAUGGCCAAUGUAGAUACAGCUUUCCUCACAAAGUGGCUUUUAAUCCCUAAUUCUUUAUGUAUAUUAAAUAGAGGUCAUUAUGACUCUAUUACUGGAUCUCAGAGACUUUGUCAGUAGCAUUUUUAUAAUUAGCGCCAGAUUUUUAAAACCUUCUCAUAUAUCUUGUGGCUUAAACAUUUUUAAAAGAGCCCUCAUCCCCAAAGAGUUACUUACACAGGGGAAUCAACUAGACUGUUCUCAAAAGACACUAAGCUACUGUUCAAAUGGCUAUUAACUGAAGUCACUUUUAUUAAAUUGUGACCAGCUUUACCACUUCUUAGAACAAACCUCCCCUAUAUCUAUCAAAUUUGAACUGCAGCUUAUUUGUAUGUUAAAAAUGUAACUGUAGGCUGGACUCAGCAACUUACACCUGUAAUCCCAGCCCUUUGGGAGGCCAAGGUGGAGGAUCACUUUUGCCCAGGAGUUGAAGACCAGCCUGAGCAACACAGUGAGACUCCAUCUCUACUAAAAAUACAAAAAAUUAGCCAGGUGUGGUCAUGCAUACCUGCAGUCCCAGCUACUUAGAUGAGAGGAAGGAUCACCUGAGCCUGGGAGGUCAAGUGAGUCAUGAUCACACCACUGCACUCCAACCUGGGUGAAAGAGUGAGACCCUGUCUCAAAAAAAAAAAAAUUUUAAGUAACUAUAUUUUCUUUUGAAUAAAAAGUAAUGUUUCUGGAAACAUCUGUGAUUUUUCUAUUGUGCUUUUUCUUGCACAUUAGCUUUCACAUUUUCCUCUCCUGAAAAUCUCUUUCUCUCUUCCUCUUUCCCUCCUUCCCUUAUUCUCUCUUUAUUCAUUCUCUUUAGGGUUUCUAUUCUCU
Gorilla gorilla gorilla (western lowland gorilla) is the source of this 3127-nucleotide messenger RNA. RefSeq names its product putative neuropeptide Y receptor type 6. Gene Ontology annotation, molecular function: neuropeptide Y receptor activity; neuropeptide binding. The record is from RefSeq and is a predicted model, not a curated record. The transcript is spliced from 2 exons. Gene Ontology annotation, cellular component: plasma membrane; neuron projection. The coding region runs from base 446 to 1318 and encodes 290 amino acids. NCBI's taxonomy places the organism in Eukaryota, Metazoa, Chordata, Mammalia, Primates, Hominidae. Gene Ontology annotation, biological process: G protein-coupled receptor signaling pathway.